AAACACAGUAUCACCAAAGCAAGCACAAAUGGAUUAUGGAAAUAUGGAAUGUUUGAGUUCUCAGCAUCUCAGUAUUCUCCAUACCCUCCGCUCAAACUCGAAGGUUGCCUGCAGAUUUGCUUGAGACUGAGAAUUUGAGUGGUAGCCAAGAAGAAGGUGGUUUGGUUCAGUGUGAUCCAUGUGCCCGUGAUCAAUUGAGAUUCAGCCAUGCGAAACUUCGAUUCGUAAUUUGAUUCCGAGUGCCGUUGAGGAAAAGAAAAAGAUGGUUUUUUAGUAGUUAAAAAGUCAAACUGCCCCAUAAGUAUCCAUGCACCAACAUUGCAGUACAAAAAAUUCCAACUUGUUGCAGUCGCAGGUUGCUUGAAACAUGUCUCACCAGACGACGCCGUCUUAUCUCAGAGCUUCAGCUUCUUCCAGAGCAAAGGAGUCGCCGACUGCUGCAAGACCGGCAAGAGCAAUGUCGGUGUCCCCAGAUGUGAAUUCAGAGAGUUUGAGGAGUACGAUGAGGGCUCUCCUGCUCACCAGCAAGCCGGAAUCUGGGGAGCUUGUGUUGGGAUCUCAGAAAAGCAAGGAACUUGAGGAGAAGAAGGUUGUGGGUCGGAUUGGAAACCGCCAGGCCGCCGAGCAGUCCUCGAGGCAGCGGCGGCUGAGGGCGGUGGAACCCAAUUCCAAGAGAAAUGAUUCGAAUGAAGACGACCCACAUGGGAAAAACAGAGAAUUGCAGGAAAAGCUUGAGAUGAGUGAGAGUUUGAUCGCCGGUUUGCGGGCAGAGGUGGCGGCGCUGAAGGCGGAGCUGGAUAAGACUCUGGGUUUUAACGUGGAGCUGCAGUCGCAGAACAAAAACCUCUCUCGGAAUCUCGCCGCCGCUGAAGCAAAAAUUGCAGCUUUUACCACUCCUGAACAGAAGGAGAAAAAUGGAGAGCACCAGAGCCCUAAAUUCAAAGACCUCCAGAAACUCAUUGCCAACAAAUUAAAACGGUCAGUAGUACAGAAAGAGGCAGUCAAUGAAACAAGUCCUCCUAUCAAAGCACCACCUCCUCCACCACCAAAAUGGGCAGUUCUUAGAGUCUCCGCCAUCCAAUCCGGGCCACCACCACCACCUCCGCUACCACCAUCACUUCGGUCCCCACCCCCACCCCCGCCCCCGCCCCCGCCCCAGUCCUCAAUGAGAGCAACUGCCGGUACCACUCAGAAGGCUCCAGCACUUGUAGAAUUAUUUCACUCAUUGAGGAAGCAAGAGGUGGAGAGGGAUUCACUGGAGUCUCGAAACCAUCAUAAACCGGUGGCUACUAGUGCACAUAAUAGCAUUGUCGGAGAAAUUCAAAACCGUUCAGCACAUCUCUUAGCUAUAAAAGCAGAUGUUCAAACAAAAGGAGAGUUCAUCAAUGACCUUAUCCAGAAAGUGCUGGCUGCAGCAUAUACGGAUGUAGAAGAUGUCCUAAAAUUUGUCGAUUGGCUUGAUGUUGAACUUUCAUCUUUGGCUGAUGAACGGGCUGUCUUAAAGCAUUUCAAAUGGCCUGAGAGGAAAGCUGAUGCCAUGCGAGAAGCUGCAAUUGAAUAUCGUGAACUUAAACUGCUGGAAAGUGAGAUUUAUUGUUACAAGGAUGACACUGACAUUCCAUGUGCAGCUGCCUUGAAGAAGAUGGCUGCCUUAUUGGACAAGUCGGAGCGAAGCAUACAAAGGUUAAUUAAGUUGAGAAGUUCUGUUAUGCGUUCUUAUCAGGAAUUGAAAAUCCCAACUGAUUGGAUGCUCGAUUCUGGGAUUGUGAGUAAGAUAAAGCGGGCUUCCAUGAAUCUGGCUAAUAUUUACAUGAAGAGAGUGACGUUGGAGCUUGAAUCCAUUCGGAAUUCAGAUAGACAAUCAAAUCAAGAAUCUCUUCUGCUUCAGGGCAUGCAUUUCGCAUAUAGGGCUCACCAGUUUGCUGGAGGUCUCGACUCUGAAACAUUAUGUGCUUUCGAAGAAAUAAGGCAGCGAGUACCCGGACACUUAGGAGGUUCCCGAGAGCUAUUGGCAGGCAUAGCAUCUUCCUAACAAGCUACAACGAGAGAUUUCUUGCUGCCACUUACAGGUUCUUAAGAAAGUUAAGGAUUAAGUAUUCUCUCCUUCUGUCCCCAUGCAUUUUUUGGAAGUUUGCAAGAACCUCAUCUCCCAGCUGCAAACAGAAACCGAAUAAUCCGACCUGAAAAGGUUUACAAUCAAAUUUUGUGAAGCGUUGAGAAGUGAACGAAAUCUCCGCCAAGAACAUCGAAUGACUCGGGAUGCCCCUAAAACCGGCUUUUACUACUAUCGACGAUUGUGAUAACAGAUACCGUAAAAGCUGUAUAAUGAUUAUAUAAUUUCAGUCUGCUUUUUUGUGUAUAAACAUCAAACAAUCUUGACAUAUUUAAUCUGUCUUUUUUUCGAAAUAAGACGUCAAUGGAUUGUGAUGAGUUUAAUCUGAA
Molecule: messenger RNA, 2442 nt
Organism: Malus domestica (apple)
Lineage: Eukaryota; Viridiplantae; Streptophyta; Magnoliopsida; Rosales; Rosaceae
Product: INCREASED PETAL GROWTH ANISOTROPY 1-like protein 2
Biological process (GO): chloroplast organization
Cellular component (GO): chloroplast outer membrane
Source: RefSeq, a predicted model, not a curated record